AUGAGCCAUCGCACUGCGAAAGGUGACGAAGAUGCGCAGGACGCUGGUGAGGCUUCGGACUCCAAGGAGGGACGGAGCCCCCGGGGUCUGGGCAAAGUGAAGACGGCAGUGUUCCGCAAAGCCGGAGACCUGCGAGAGGGUCUCAGAAAUCGGUUGCAAGAGGAGCCGAAGGAAGAGGCCUUCUGGAUGUUGCCCUCAACCAGGGCCAACUAUGCAGAGCUCUCUGCACCAAAUUCCCACGAGGCCGUGAAUCGCAUGCGAUCCCUGGGUGGCAAGUUGAAGGGAAGCCUAGCGCGAAAAGGCCGGGAAGUGUCUUCUGGCGUAGUGAGCAUAGCGCAGGGCGUCCGUCAAAAGGGACAGUCCUUGAAGGAGGCAGUCGGCACAGGUCUCCCGGCUCCGCAGAAAAGUGAUUCGGAUGCUCUGGAUGAUGCAAACUUGGGUGACUCCAUCUUUGCCAUCGGCUCCGACGAGGAAGAUGCGUGGUCAGAUGGCGAUGACUUUUGGGACCGGCCGUCGGAUUCCGAGACGGCCGCCUCUGCUGCAGGCCCCUCUUUGGAGGGAUCCGAGGCCGCCCGCGAGGGCCCUGCAGAGGCAAGAGAGGUUUCUACGACUAGCGGAAACGACCUGUCGGGCUUCGAAGCCUCCUACUACAUUAGCACCAAGUUCUCAGAGCCUCCGAGCUUCGUGGGUCGAGGAAAGGCAGCACCUGCCAGGCGGGAGGAGGGGGAGGGCGGCUGCCGGGUCCCGAAGCAUCCCGCACACUCUCAACAACCUCUGCAGGGCGAGCACGCCGCGGACUCUGCCAAGUCGCGCAGGCUCGUGCUUCUUCUCAUCGUGGCUGCAUGGACUCACAGGCAGAAGCUGGGAGGGGCUACCAAAGACCUCUGCCACCGUCUCUUCGAUAUGGAACCUGUCGAGGCCGGCGUGUUGCUCUUCGCCGCCACAGCGAUCGCUAACAUUUUCUGCCUGCCUUCUUUCGGAUUGUGGAUUGGAGCCGGAGUCGUUUUUGCCCACAUCUUCAAAGGAAAGGUGUUGCAAGGAUGCAUUGCAGGUACUGCUGCAGUCUUCAGCGGCGUCUCGGUUGGUGGACUCAUCUCGUUUGCCAUCGGUCGUUUCCUCUUCCGAUCGUGUCUGAUCAGGAGGCUCCGGCACUUGGAAUGGGUAGAGGUGCUAGACGAGAUAGUCGAGCAGGAAGGCUGGAAGUUCGUACUCGUGGCCAGAAUGAGUCCGUUCCUGCCGCUGGAGGCACUCAACUACGCAUGUUCGCUGACCUCGCUCAGUGCAGCUGGAUUUGCCUUGGGAUGUCUGGGAUCCCUGCCUACGACUGCCUUCUGGGUUUGGACAGCUGCUUCCGCAGAAUCACUGCGGAUGUCCGAAGAGGCAGACGGUGCAGACGGCGAUCCAGUGAAGCAGGCGUACUCCCUGACUGACAAAGCCAUUAUCAUCGGCCUUUCGACCGUCAUGCUGUGUGUGCUGCUGAUUUUGCUUCGGUCAUCGAAAAAGAGGUACCAAGACAUGCUAGAGCGGCGCAUCCCUGCGGUUGCUUUUCGGCGAGUGGUCCGUUCUCAGGAGCAGCUGCAAGAGCCGCGACUGCCCGGAGACUUGGAAGGUGGUCAACGCGAGACUUACGAGCACGAGGUGCACCGGCUGCGAGCGAGCUCCAAUCCCCGCCUGUGGCGCGGUCUCCUGAGCCCCAGCAACUCGCCCGAGAGCUGA
Messenger RNA from Symbiodinium sp. CCMP2456, 1716 nucleotides. The record is from the annotation of a GenBank genome assembly. NCBI's taxonomy places the organism in Eukaryota, Dinophyceae, Suessiales, Symbiodiniaceae.